This is a messenger RNA of Lachancea mirantina, 864 nucleotides long. The record is from the annotation of a GenBank genome assembly. Lineage: Eukaryota; Fungi; Ascomycota; Saccharomycetes; Saccharomycetales; Saccharomycetaceae.
AUGACAGAAAGAGGGAUCCGUGGCCAAGAGGGCGAGAAUGCGGAUUCGUGGGGCAACUACGCCAAAGAUUAUCACAACUUUAUCGAGAGGGGUCCUCCUAAGGUCUCGGCAGAACAAAUUCUGAAAAGCUUGGAUUUGGUGGUGCCUUUUGAAAAUGCGAGCUGUAUCCUUGACAACGGGUGUGGUACAGGAAUAGGUACGAGCCGUCUUAUCGACUUGUAUUCGGAACGCUUGCCGAGCGAUGUUCGAAUUGUUGCAGCUGAUCUGAGCCCGGGCAUGGUCGAAAAAGUGCAGCAGUCUGUGCGGGACUCGCCGAGUGGGAGUCUCUGGAAAAAUGUGGAAACUUCUGUUUGUGAUAUUGAAGACAUGUCCAUGUUUCCAGAUGGCACGUUCACCCACAUAAUUGCCUCGCUUGUCAUGUUUUUCGCUUCGUCACCCGAGAAGGCCUUCUCGGAGGCUUUUCGCAUUCUCGCUCCGGGCGGAGCCUUUGCGAUGACCUGUUUCACGAAAAACGAUUACAUGGAGCUCGUGUCGGUUGUUCAGGAUGCCGUAGGCGGCGGAGCCACAAUGCCCUUCAUGAACAAAAACUGGGCCUCCGAAUCGUGGCUGCUCGACCAACUUGCUCAUGCUAAAUUUAAGAAUGCUGUUGCCAAAGCAACGGACGUCGAGGUUGAAGUAGAAGAUGUCCAUUCUUUCCGUCAACUUUUUUUCAACAACCCGUUGAUGGUGGAAAUUUUGAAGCAUGUUUCCGCUGAAGGCCGGGAACGUGCGACCCAAAAAUUCGACUCUUGUUUGCUAAAGAAGGCUUCGGCCGGAAGCAUCAAAAUUUUCUGGACGCUAUUAACUUUAAGUGCUGCGAAAUGA